UUUCAUUGCACCAGUCACAUGCUGAGCCCAACAAAAUCAGCUUCAAACUUUGGCUUGAACUCCACAAAAAGCCACUCAGAUCAAGAUCUUUGCUGUAGGCUGAGGUGUGGAGCAAUGAUGGGGUCCUUUCAGGUUGCUGUGGUCGUACUCUGUCUGCUGUCUGUAGGACGGUCAGCACCGGUGACCGACUGCAACAGUUUGCUCCAACCCAUCGAAAUCCAAGGAAGAGAGCAGUUGCUCGGCAGAUGGACAAUGUUAGCAGAAUCCACAGAUAUGCCUGGAUCCAAACUUCUAACCAAGAUGUUUGUGGAGAGUGCCUGGGCAAGACUGAGUGCUGCUAAUGAAAGUGAUGCCAUCGAUGUUUUUCAGUCUCAGGAAAUGCAGGGAAACUGCAUCACACUCAGAUCCAAAGCGACCUUGAACAACAACACUCUCUCCUCAGGGACACCUUUGAAUUCUACUGCAAGGCUGCUGUCUACUAGCUGUCCUGACUGCCUUGUUCUGAAAUCACAGUAUUUCCUUGGACAGAGCAUGUACAGCGGUGCCCAGCUCCUAACCAAGAGAGCCAAGGUGAGCAAUCCAGAACUGGAAGAGUUUAAGAAGCAGGUUCAGUGUCUGAACUUACCACCACCUGUGAUACUGAACAGAGGAGAAGGUCUCUGCACAGAAGAAUCUUCAAUGGACACUGAUUUAACCCAGGACUUGGCAAACACAGACCCUAAAGUUUUCAGCAUGCUGGACCAAGUUCUCAAAAGUGACAAAGGGAUAGAUACGCUUGUUGAUUUAAUUUCCAGUGGAAUAUCAGGUUUACAAAACAACUAAAUGAUCACAUCAUGUGAGAGGAGGACAUUUCUGACCUGAGAAACUUGACACAAUAAAAUGAUAGUAAUAAAGA
This is a messenger RNA of Cheilinus undulatus (humphead wrasse), 895 nucleotides long. RefSeq lists its product as uncharacterized. The coding region runs from base 19 to 822 and encodes 267 amino acids. The transcript has 6 exons. NCBI's taxonomy places the organism in Eukaryota, Metazoa, Chordata, Actinopteri, Labriformes, Labridae. The record is from RefSeq and is a predicted model, not a curated record.